AUGGCUUCUCCUUCAGUUACUAUAUUCUUCAACAAUGUCAUGAUCUUUUCUGCAUUUUGUGUCACUUUGGUUGCUGUGCCUGUGUCUUCUUUUCAGUUCCAAGUUGGUGGCGAGAUGGGUUGGAUCAAACCCACUGGAAAUGAGUCUGAUACUUACUUCAAGUGGGCUACAGAAAAUAGGUUCCAUGUUGGAGAUAUUCUUUAUUUUAAGUACCAGAAUGACUCAGUGCUGGUAGUGAACUACACUGAUUACCGGAACUGUGUUGUGUCCAACCCAAUCUCCAAAUUUGAAGAUGGAAAUACAGUUUUGCAAAUUGAUCGAUACGGGUUUUUCUACUUCAUCAGUGGGCAGCCUGAUCACUGCAAAGCUGGUCAGAAACUGGUCAUCCGCGUAAUGGUGCAAUCCGAAGUUGAGUCUCCAACUUCCGCACCUUCACCUAAAGGAGGUGGUGAUUCAGGCGAUUAUGAUGCUUGGGAUUUCAACUGGGGGCCUCCACUAAAUUCUACCAUCAAGCUGUCUUUUGCAUCAUAUUUUUUAACUAUUCUUGGGGGUGUGUUGCUUAUUUUCUAUGUUUUCAUGUAGAAUACUAAUAGGAUAGAUUAUAUUAGUUAAGGUAAUCCUAGUCCUAGGGAUUAAUCU
Quercus robur (English oak) is the source of this 639-nucleotide messenger RNA. Its product is annotated as stellacyanin-like. Bases 1 to 582 code for a protein of 193 amino acids. Gene Ontology annotation, cellular component: plasma membrane. Lineage: Eukaryota; Viridiplantae; Streptophyta; Magnoliopsida; Fagales; Fagaceae. Gene Ontology annotation, molecular function: electron transfer activity. The transcript is spliced from 2 exons. The record is from RefSeq and is a predicted model, not a curated record.